AUGUCGAGAUUUGAAAUUUAUUCACCAGAAGGGUUAAGAUUGGAUGGACGUAGAUGGAAUGAGGUGCGUAGAUUUGAAUGUUCAAUAAACACACAUGCUCAUGCAGCUGAUGGUUCCUCAUACCUGGAACAAGGAAAUAAUAAGAUUAUUACUUUAGUGAAAGGCCCAAAGGAACCUUCCUUACGUUCUCAAGCCAAUUCUUUGAAGGCUACAAUGGAUGUAUCUGUUAAUAUAACCAGAUUUUCUAAAUUUGAAAGAAGUGCAAUUAGUCAUAAAAAUGAAAGACGUGUUUUAGAAAUUCAAACUGCUCUUCUGCGUACUUUUGAAAAAAACAUCAUGUUACAUCUAUACCCAAGAACUCAAAUUAGCAUACAGGUUCAUAUUUUGCAACAAGAUGGCGGUAUGUUCGCAUCUUUAAUCAAUGGGAUAACUUUAGCUCUAAUUGAUGCAGGUAUCGCAAUGUAUGAUUAUGUGAGUGGAAUAUCAAUUGGUCUAUUUGAUACAACCCCUUUAUUAGAUGUAAAUACUUUAGAAGAAAAUGCAAUGAGUACAGUUACAUUGGGUGUUAUUGGUAAAUCUGAAAAACUAUCACUAUUAUCUGUAGAGGAUAAAAUACCACUAGAUCGAUUAGAAAGUGUUUUAGCAAUUGGUAUUGCUGGUGCGCAUAGAUUAAGAGAUCUUAUGGAUGAAGAACUAAGAAAACAUGCACAUAAGAGAGUGAUAAAAGCUUCAACCAAAUAA
Tetrapisispora phaffii CBS 4417 is the source of this 741-nucleotide messenger RNA. RefSeq names its product exosome non-catalytic core subunit SKI6 (gene SKI6). The record is from RefSeq and is a predicted model, not a curated record. The transcript has a single exon. The coding region runs from base 1 to 741 and encodes 246 amino acids. Gene Ontology annotation, biological process: rRNA catabolic process; nuclear mRNA surveillance; U4 snRNA 3'-end processing. Lineage: Eukaryota; Fungi; Ascomycota; Saccharomycetes; Saccharomycetales; Saccharomycetaceae. Gene Ontology annotation, cellular component: cytoplasmic exosome (RNase complex); nucleolus; nuclear exosome (RNase complex).